This is a messenger RNA of Didymodactylos carnosus, 663 nucleotides long. The record is from the annotation of a GenBank genome assembly. NCBI's taxonomy places the organism in Eukaryota, Metazoa, Rotifera, Eurotatoria, Philodinida, Philodinidae.
AUGUGUAUGUGCAUCUAUCAUGAAAAUGCUAAUCUAAUACUGAAAGCAAUUGAUAAAUUUGUUGUUUCUUGCAUAAUUAAAUGGUGGCAAUGGGUCAAUAUAAACGAACGUGCAGAAAAAAAGGAAUUUGAAGGAUCAGUUGAUGAAGCUGUUGAAUUGUUGAAAUCCAAAGUUAAAUAUUUUCUAUUUCAAGUCUAUAUUAAGCGUGAACAAAGUAAAUAUUUUGAACAGUUAAAGUCAGAAGUAACAGAUGAAAAAGUUGUUAUACAAGUUGAUUUCGCUGAAAAUUUUGGAUUGAAAGAGCAAGACGAAAUUCAAAGUGCUCAUUGGAAUACAAAAACUCUAUCUAUACUUACACCUUAUGUAUGGUCUAAAAGUCAAGGUUUUUCAUUUACGCCUCCAUCGAAUGACGUGCCUCACGAUAAAUUUGUUAUAAACUCGACUAUUGAAAUUAUUUUAAAUGAACUUAAAACACAUGUACCGAAUUUAAAACAAAUUGAUUCCUUUUCUGAUGGCGCAACCUCACAAUUUAAGCAACGUUUUAUGUUUCGUAAUUUAAUUCAGAUUGCUCAUGAAUAUAAAAUAGCUUUAAGUUGGAAUUUCUUUGCUACAAGCCAUGGAAAAGGUGGAGAUGUGUGGACAAAGUGUCUAAAGACGAAUUGA